Messenger RNA from Lolium perenne, 830 nucleotides. RefSeq lists its product as uncharacterized. Lineage: Eukaryota; Viridiplantae; Streptophyta; Magnoliopsida; Poales; Poaceae. The record is from RefSeq and is a predicted model, not a curated record.
CCGCGGCGCGCGCCGCUUUCCAGCCGUUCUCCUCGUCGCCACCUCUCGUCUCUCUAGCUAUAUAUCGCACCACACGCUCGCACCAUGGCCGGCAUGCACAGCGCGCGGAGCCGUCAGCUUGUCACCUCGAUCAGCUCCCUAGACGCACACCAUGGCUCGAGGAGACGAUGCCGCCGCCUGCCGCUGCAGUCUCUCCCUGCUGCCUCCACGCUUCUUCCUCCUCGUCCUCGUCGCCACUCUCACCGUGGUUUUGGUGGCGGCGCCGCCGUCGGCGAGGGCGGCCUGGGUGGAGGAUUACCCGUCGGGGGUGCCGUGCGGCGUGACGAUCCCGGUGGAGCAGUGCGACCCGGGCGACGCGGCCGCCAACAGCGCCUGCAUGGACGUGUGCCACUACGGCGGGUGCCGGCGCGGCGGCCGCUGCGUCUCUCUCGGCUUCGCCAGGGGCCGCGGCUGCCAUUGCAAGUGCUAGCUCAUCGAUCCAGCCCGCCGUCUCCAGCUAGCUAAUAGUUUCCCUGUUCUUCGCGGCUUUUUUCCACUCUGUACUUGAGUUGGUACUUGGUAGCAGAGUAGUACGAUCGGUGUAUUGAGGUGUUUGCACCUGCACAGUCGGUUGCUUUUGUUUGUUCCUGCGUUUUUUUUUUUGUGUGUGCAUGCACUGCACAGCCUGAGCUAGCUAAGCAUCGGCACUGAGAAAAGAAACGCCAGGUGCCUUUUGUUCACUCCCUUGUCUUUUGGCUUUCCUUUUUAGCAACCUCAUGCUGCCAACUGCGACCUACAAUUAUCAAACCAACAGCCUAUAUGUCCUUGUGACUUUUGCUAUGUUGUUUGUA